Molecule: messenger RNA, 1957 nt
Organism: Perca fluviatilis (European perch)
Lineage: Eukaryota; Metazoa; Chordata; Actinopteri; Perciformes; Percidae
Product: E3 ubiquitin/ISG15 ligase TRIM25-like
Exons: 3
Coding region: 318-1688 (456 amino acids)
Molecular function (GO): protein binding
Source: RefSeq, a predicted model, not a curated record
AAAACUCUGGAAAGUCCCGGAAACGUCACCCAGGAGAUAAGUCUGGCGCACUGAUCGGCACUCGUCUUUUCACAGCAACUCACGGUUGCUUCAAGAGGCGCUCCAUUCAGUCAAAGACAACACCCGAGAAACGACGGCCAUCUUCUUCAUGGUAGAGAAGGACAACUCCAUUCAUCACACUCUCAGCUGUUUUCCUUUGCUGCCUUCGAAGGACCAGCUCGCAGUUCACUUCGCUGACAACCAACAUAACUGCCCGUCUUUCUUCCACGCAAGGAAAUCGCAAAACAAAACUGGCGGACAAAAACUAAAAAAGUUAAAUGGCGCAGAAAGGAGUUCAACUGGACCGGGAAACCUUCUCUUGCUCCAUCUGUCUGGAUCUACUGAAGGAUCCGGUGACUACUUCCUGUGGACACAACUACUGCAUGGACUGUAUUAAAGCCCACUGGGAUGAAGAGGAUCGAAAGUACAUCCACAGCUGUCCUCAAUGCAGGAAGACAUUCACACCGAGGCCUGUCCUGCUGAAAAACACCAUGUUAGCAGAUUUAGUGGAGGAACUGAAGAAGGAUAAUGAAGGCCACAACACAGUCUCAGCUGCGGCAGAAAGGACUGAGAGGCAGAAAAAGCUUGAGGGGAGUCAACUAAACAUCCAGCAGAGAAUCCAGGACAGAGAGAAAGAUGUGAAGACACUUCAACAGGAGGCGGAGGCGAUCAAUGGCUCUGCUGAUAAAGCAGUGGAGGACAGCGAGAAGAUCUUCACUGAGCUGAUCUGUCUCAUGGAGAAAAGAAGCUCUGAUGUGAAGCAGCAGCUCAGAUCCCAGCAGAGAAGUGAAGUGAGUCGAGUCAAAGAGCUUCAGGAGAAGCUGGAGCAGGAGAUCACUGAGCUGAAGAGGAAAGACGCCGAGCUGAAGAAGCUCUCACACACAGAGGAUCACAACCAGUUUCUACACAACUCCCCCUCACUGUCCCCACUCAGUGAAGCUACAUCCAGCAUUGAUAGCCGUCCUCGGCGCUACUUUGAGGACGUGACAGCAGCCGUGUCACAAGUCAGCGAUAAACUACAGCACGUUCUGAGAGAGGAAUGGACAAAAGUUUCACUGGCAGUGACUGAAGUUGAUGUUUUACUGCAACAACCAGAGCCAAAGACCAGAGCUGACUUCUUAAAGUAUUCACGUGAAAUCACACUGGAUCCAAACACAGCACACACAGAGCUGUUAUUAUCUGAGGGGAACAGAAAAGCAACAGUAAUGAGUCAACAACAGUCUUAUUCUAGUCACCCAGACAGAUUCACAGGAUGUCAUCAGGUCCUGAGUAGAGAGAGUCUGACUGGACGUUGUUACUGGGAGGUGGAGAGGAAAGGGGCAGGAGUUAUUGUAGCAGUCACAUACAGGAAUAUCAGCAGAGCAGGGAGUGAAAAUAGAUUUGGACAAAAUGACAAAUCUUGGGCGUUACAUUGUAACAAUAGCAGUUAUGCAUUUUGUUACAACGAUGUCCUGACUCGCGUCUCAGGUCCUCGGUCCUCCAGAAUAGGAGUGUACCUGGAUCACAGUGCAGCUAUUCUCUCCUUCUUCAGUGUCUCUGAAAGCAUGACUCUCCUUCACAGAGUCCAGACCACAUUCACUCAGCCGCUCUAUGCCGGACUUUGGCUUUCUUUUUUUGAUGACACUGCUGAGUUGUGUAAAGUGAAAUAGACAUUAGUUAUUUAAGGGUUAUACUCUGACUUUUAAUCGUAGACUGUAAAAAUAAUGGACAAACUUUCGGGUCUGAAAAGUAAAGCCAAUGCAUUCUAUUUCAUUUCCAGCAGGGGGCGACUCUACUGGCUCCAAAAAUAAGUCUGUUUCUAUAGAAGUCUAUGAGAAAAUGAGCCUACUUCUGACUUGAAUUUUUUUUACCUCAGUAAACAGUUUCAUAAUAAGUUUAUAGUCUCAGUCGCUAGUUUCAAUUCUUUUUCAAUACAGCA